AUGUUGAGUACUUCAUCUUCGCCAGCAUCGGAAGUAGUGGAUGGGUUAGCAUCCACUGCCACCCUCAAUGAAUCCCUAUCAAUACGAACAACAGACGAAAAAGAAGAAAUUAAAACUCUCAAGGCUUUGUUGAAUGAAGCUAUCGAGAGAAUACGGACCUUAGAAGAUGUGUGCGUUCACCUGAAUAGUGAAAUGGCAAUAUUGAAAAAAUUAGUAACGGUCCAGGUUCAGGAGGUGAACAACACGAUUGAUUGUAAAUUUAAGGAAAUUAUCAAGAAUGUAGAUUCAAAAAUUAUGCAAACAGAGCAACGGGUGGAUCAGGUGUUGUGUCGAUUUGAAACUGCUCAAGAAGAAUUCAACAAGUCAAGGGCCGAAUCAGUAAAAAAGAUGCAUCAUUCAGUACUAGUAACACCUAAGAAAGCAUCCCUUGAUACGAGUCAUAAUCGCUCGGAUCUUAGUCUCCCUCCGUUCUCACCAAUCUUUAGAAAUUCUGGAAUUGAAACACCCCGAAGCACCUCAAGUAAGGACCGACCUGGACCUUCAAAGCAUGACACAACAGAUAUUGAACACUUCAUUACAUUUUCAGAUGACACAAUUGUUAAAGUGCUAGAAAGUGAAAUGUUCGAAAACUAUAAGGAGAUGGCUUUGAAAAUAUUCAAAUAUUGCAUAAGCCAACUGGCAGAGCUUCAAAAAGGAGAAGUGAGGAAAACUAUGGGAAAAAAGCAUUUCAUGAAAUUCUUCACAGAGGGUAGAUUGUCAAGUGUGCUCAAUGAAAAGAGCUGGAAUUUGGAAUUGGUGUGGGUGUCCGUCCUCAAACGUCUCCGUAUCGUUGACGUUUAUUCUCCCUCUGGAAAGUAUCAUUUGAACUAUGAAAAUUUCGAAAAGGCCCUCUUUUUGAUGGCUCAAGAAUUGAAAGACUCACAAUUAAUGAAUCCCUCACAACGAUUGGAAUCGUUGAUGUUGCAUAUAAUUCCUCUCUUUUCGGAAUUAAUUCAACAGAAAGAAGCACAAUCAAGCUCUUCACAUGACCCCAACUCCUCCUAUCAAGAAGAUAGUAUAGACUUGGAGCGUGACAUGGAGCAGCUCGAAAGUACGUUCAGAAAGCAUAGAAAACAGUUGAAAGCAAUGUGGUCCUUCUAUAGCAGUGCUAAAAAACCAAAAACCAAACUCAAAACUCACCUUCAUGGGCUCAACAUUAAGGACCUGCUUGACUUGUGUCAGGUCUAUGGGUUGAAGAGCCUGAUCACAAAAGGAGACUUGGUUCAUAUAUUUGAACAACGAAUGGACAUGAAAAAAACAGAGAGUUUAGAAGAUAGACUCUCCUAUUGUGCAUUCGAGCAAGUGUUGGUAGAUAUUGCCAACAAAAUCUACGGCGAAAAACCAUUUUCUAACAUUUACCAAACCACAGAAUCACGACUAGAAAAGUUGCUAAGCAAAUUGAUCAUGGCCUACGAUGAUCACAGGCUAGAUAAGAGCAUACAAGGUCUUUCAUUAAGAGAAUAUUAA
Messenger RNA from Naegleria fowleri, 1506 nucleotides. RefSeq lists its product as uncharacterized. NCBI's taxonomy places the organism in Eukaryota, Heterolobosea, Eutetramitea, Acrasida, Naegleriidae. Bases 1 to 1506 code for a protein of 501 amino acids. The transcript is spliced from 4 exons. The record is from RefSeq and is a predicted model, not a curated record.